This is a messenger RNA of Ziziphus jujuba (common jujube), 2237 nucleotides long. RefSeq names its product probable protein phosphatase 2C 40. The transcript has 4 exons. Bases 499 to 2049 code for a protein of 516 amino acids. Gene Ontology annotation, molecular function: protein serine/threonine phosphatase activity. The record is from RefSeq and is a predicted model, not a curated record. Lineage: Eukaryota; Viridiplantae; Streptophyta; Magnoliopsida; Rosales; Rhamnaceae. Gene Ontology annotation, biological process: protein dephosphorylation.
UUUGACGCUUGAGGGGGAGAGAGAGAGAGAGAGAGAGAGAGAUAGUAGUAGUAGGGAGUAAAAACGGAAGGGAUUAACAUAACAAACAUCAAAACAUUGGAAUGGGGAUAGAGGAAAAGAGUUCUACUUGGACUGGGAAAACGGCAAUACCGGUAACAGUGUGAAUAGACAAAGGCCGAAACGCCAGCCAAAGAAAAUUCCUCCAUUUUUAGCAAACACCCUUCCCAACCAUCCAUUUUUUCGACUUUUACGUACCACCCAGAUACAGAUUCUCCACUCUCAGAUCCGCUCUUUCUUUGCCUUGUGUGUGCUCUUUUUGCUUUUUUGUGCUUUGCCAACUCCAUACCUAUACCCUUAUUACUCUUCCUCCAUCUCUCUGCUUUCUCUCUAUAUAUAAACAUGUGAUAUAGGGGAUUUCCCCUAACGUUCUGGGUUUGUUGCCAUUGCUUUGCUACUCUUCUUGUUCAAGACCUAAAAGACAUUGUCGAAGGAGAAGCUAUGAGUAAACCCGAAGGGGAACUCAAAGUAAGCUUUGGAUAUCAAUGUAGUGUUAGCAGAGACAGCUCUAGUGAGGUUUCUCAUGGAUAUGAACUCCUGCCUGAAAUUCAAAGGAAUAGUAGUUUCUCUUGCUUGUCUGGUGCUGCCUUAAGUGCCAAUGCAACAUUGGCAAACACAAAUAUCUGCAACGGUUUAAUAGGGGAAGAAAUACUUCCUACUUGGGAUUCCCCUAAUUCAUUUCGGAAGGUACCAUCCUCCCCAACUCUUUCAAGAUUGGAUAUAUUAUCAUCUUCCCUCCAAAGUAGUAUGUCAAACUUAAGUUGCAGUCCAUCUUCUCCAAGUGAUCCACCUGAUUAUGAUUGUUAUCUAUUGAAACCUAUGAGUGCUCCAUCCAGAAGUGAAAGUUUUCUUAGUUCUAUGGAAGUACAAGUGGCAGGUGGAGCUGCUGGUGAAGACAGGGUUCAAGCUGUUUGUUCUGAAGAAAACGGAUGGCUCUUUUGUGCAAUUUAUGAUGGUUUUAAUGGAAGAGAUGCAGCUGAUUUUCUCGCUGGGACAUUGUAUGAAACCAUCAUAUUCUACUUUAAUUCAUUAGACUGGGAAUCAGAGCAGGACUUCAUUAAAGCUUCUGAUGUUAGAGAGUCAAGCAGGUCUCUUCAAUAUGCUCUAGAUGAUAGCAGUACUAUGCAUGGGUAUGAUAAGGAUUCAAGUAUUGAUGAUAUAUCCAAGAAUGGACCACAUGCUGAAGUACAAAUGUCGCAUAAUUCUUUUAGGCAGGGUGUGCUUGAUAGCCUUCAACGUGCACUUAGUCAGACUGAGAAUGAUUUCCUGUACAUGGUUGAACAAGAAAUGGAGGAUCGCCCUGAUUUAGUUUCUGUCGGAUCUUGUGUUUUGGUUGUUCUUCUUCAUGGAAAAGAUUUAUACACACUUAACUUAGGAGAUAGCAGAGCUAUAGUGGCAACAUAUCACGAGGGCAAUGACAUGAAUGGGAGUGGGAUACUGAAAGCCAUCCAGCUCACAGAAAGUCAUACGGUAGACAAUGAGCUUGAAAAAUCUCGAGUUCUAUGUGAACAUCCCGAUGACCCUGCAGCCAUCGUGGCUGGGAAAGUGAAAGGAAAACUGAAGGUUACUCGUGCAUUUGGAGUUGGUUACUUGAAAAAGGAAAAACUGAAUGAUGCACUCAUGGGUAUUCUUCGGGUUCGUAACCUUCUAAGCCCCCCCUAUAUUGCUACUCAGCCGUCAUUGAAUGUGCAUGGAAUUUCAAAAUCUGACCUCUUUGUUAUAGUUGCAAGUGAUGGAUUGUUUGACUUCUUUAGCAAUGAUGAGGCAAUCAAGUUGGUACAUUCCUAUAUCUUGAGUAACCCUAAUGGUGAUCCUGCUAAGUUUCUACUGGAGCAGCUUGUAUUAAGAGCAGCCAGUAGUGCAGGUUUCAGUAUGGAAGAGUUGAUGAAUAUUCCAGCAGGUAGAAGGAGGAAGUAUCAUGAUGAUGUAACUGUAAUAGUCAUCACACUUGGAACAAACCAUCGCACUACCAAAGCAUCAACUUGCAUUUAGGAUUUUUCUUUUCUUUUUCCCAUUUCUUUUUGGUAGAUUGUGGGGUAUGAGGGGCGGACUGGGGAUGUUAUAUUUGUAUAUACCCAUUUUCAGAAACAGUUUGUUCUUGAUCUGUACAGAACCAGAAGUUUAUUGCAUUACCCAUUUUUAAUAGAUAUUCAAUAAGUACAAUUUGUUCCUAUUUGCAA